Molecule: messenger RNA, 663 nt
Organism: Echinostoma caproni
Lineage: Eukaryota; Metazoa; Platyhelminthes; Trematoda; Plagiorchiida; Echinostomatidae
Source: the annotation of a GenBank genome assembly
AUGUCCUCCCCGUCACCCUCAUCGUCAUCAUCAUCAUCGAAAAUUACCUUGCAAUUGAAGAAAAACAAAAGCUCCACACCAACAGGGACAAGACUCUCAUCGAGGAAAUCUUCACUGACCAAUUUGAGGCUGAACUCCCAGGACAGUGCGGAUGAACGUUGGUCAGAGAGCAGACCGACACAAUUCGAUUAUUAUCUGAAUCGCAAAGAUCAGAAUGCAUUACCGAGACGUGCCACAAUUAUCCCAUACAUCACACUGACCAAUGAAUCUCCGCUACUCAAUCCAGAUAUGCUAGCUCACGAGAAAAUGUUAGUAGACGGACGCGCCAAACGUUCCGGAUCCCGACAUCAGUUUGGCAAUUACCGCGGAUCGUUGCCCUUCACACCGAGUCUGAAAAUCCCCGAGGCGAUUCCGGAGGUGAGCAUGCCACGACGACACACAAUCGUGAAUGUGGAUCAAUCCAAAUUGGGCAAUGAUGAGUCGGACGAGCUGUUGGUAGGAGCCGAUUCCCCGUUCACACAAUCUCAGGCUCAACUGAUGCGAUCCUAUUCCCCGUUGCGUGCCUCUGAUUUGGUCGUUCCGUGCAGUAAUACAUUUGAACAAGUGUUGCGUAAUAUGGAACGGGAACAUGUAUAUCCAUCAGCCACAGAAGAGGAGGAUUGA